UAGGGGGAGUCGGGUAGCAGCAUCCUCCCGGGCGCCGCUUUAGUGCGGCCGCGGCGGGGGCUUUCUCUGCCUCGGGACUUCGUUGGGCAGAAGCAGCCGGUGCCGGGAGAGGGUCCCGCUCUUUUGCCUCCACCUACGUGUCCAGGGUCCUCCUGGGCCAGUCCGCGGUCACGGAGCUCCGGGGCUCGCCUGAGCCGCCUGCCCGGACAUCCUCCGGGUGAUGGAAGAAGCAGCCGCCGCUGCGGGGCCGUGCCGUACCCUAUCCGCCGCCGCCGGAGGGAUGGGAAGGUUCGCUACGUGGAGGCCCAGAGCGAGAGAUGGAGAGCCGAUUAGCCUGGAGCUGGGACGUGUGUAAGCCACCCCGCACCGUCGCCUCCAGCCUGCUUCGUGCCCCAGAGCCGGGAGGGAAGCUGCGGUCCCAAGAGACUCGGGGAGACGUCGCUGGAGCCGGGACGCGCCGCGCUCGGUGGAGCGCAGAGCAGGGGUCUGGGCCCGGUGAAAGUUUCCCCUCCCGAGCUGCAGGGCGCCCGCUGCCGGGAAACUCUGCCUAGGGCUGAGACAGCGGAGUCCCGCAGCUCCCUGGAAGGAUUGGGGACCCCCGGCAGAAGAGAACCGGACAGAAACCGAGGAGAGCGCUAGCCGGACAGUCUGCCGGUCGGAGAUCCGGGGACGCUCUGGGGGCGCACCCGCUGCUCCAGGUCCUUCUCGGAGCCGCUGCCAUGGGAGAGCCAGCCCUGGGCGCCGGGGACCAGCCGCCUCUGCCGCCGCGCCCGCCUCGGAUCGGCGGCCCCAGUCCCGGCGCCCGCAGCCGGCCUGCAGCGUCCCCCUCCCGGGCUGCAGGGCCGCCUCCGCCGCGCCGCCGGCCCCGGCUGUGCCUGUGAUGAGCCGCAGCUCGCCGCGAGCUCUGCCCCCGGGCGCGCUUCCCCGGCCGCUGCCGGCCGCGCCUGCCGCCGUGCAGCGGGCCCUGCUCCCGCCGUGGCCCCGGCGCGCAGGACGCCGCUGGCCUGCGUCCCCGCUCGGGAUGAAGGUGUUUCGCAGGAAGGCGCUGGUGCUGUGCGCGGGCUAUGCACUGCUGCUGGUGCUCACUAUGCUCAACCUCCUGGACUACAAGUGGCAUAAGGAGCCGCUGCAGCAGUGCAACCCCGACGGGCCUCUGGGUGCCGCGGCGGGGGCGACCGGAGGCGGUUGGGGACGGCCGGGGUCGCCUCCUGCAGCGCCACCCCGCGCUCACCCGCGUAUGGACCCCCGUACCCCAUACCGCCCUCCCGCAGCCGGCGUGGGGGCAGUUCCCGCAGCCGCGGUGGGGGCUGUAGGAGCUGCGGCCUCUCCAGGCAAUGGCACUCGAGGCACCAGGGGUGGAGGGGACAAGCGGCAGUUGGUGUAUGUGUUCACCACGUGGCGCUCCGGUUCCUCCUUCUUCGGCGAGCUCUUCAACCAGAACCCUGAGGUGUUCUUCCUCUACGAGCCUGUGUGGCACGUGUGGCAAAAACUGUACCCUGGGGACGCGGUUUCCCUGCAGGGGGCAGCGCGGGACAUGCUGAGCGCUCUCUACCGCUGCGAUCUUUCGGUUUUCCAACUGUAUAGCCCCGCCGGCAGUGGGGGGCGCAACCUCACCACUCUGGGCAUCUUUGGGGCAGCCACCAACAAGGUGGUGUGCUCCUCGCCUCUCUGUCCCGCCUACCGCAAGGAGGUCGUCGGGCUGGUGGACGACCGCGUGUGCAAGAAGUGCCCACCUCAACGCCUGGCACGCUUCGAGGAGGAGUGCCGCAAGUAUCGCACGCUGGUGAUCAAGGGCGUGCGCGUCUUCGAUGUGGCUGUGUUGGCACCGCUGCUUCGAGAUCCAGCCCUGGACCUCAAGGUCAUCCACUUGGUGCGUGAUCCUCGUGCGGUUGCCAGUUCCCGCAUCCGCUCGCGCCAUGGCCUCAUCCGGGAAAGCCUACAGGUGGUGCGAAGCCGGGAUCCGAGAGCCCACCGCAUGCCCUUCCUGGAGGCCGCUGGCCACAAGCUGGGUGCCAAGAAGGAGGGUAUAGGUGGGCCAGCAGACUACCAUGCUCUGGGUGCAAUGGAGGUCAUCUGCAACAGUAUGGCCAAAACGCUGCAGACAGCCCUGCAACCCCCCGACUGGCUGCAGGGACACUACUUAGUGGUGAGGUACGAGGAUCUGGUGGGAGACCCGGUUAAGACCCUGCGGAGGGUUUACGACUUUGUGGGGCUGCUGGUGAGUCCCGAAAUGGAGCAGUUUGCCCUGAACAUGACCAGCGGUUCGGGCUCCUCCUCCAAGCCUUUCGUGGUGUCGGCUCGCAAUGCCACUCAGGCCGCCAACGCCUGGCGGACCGCGCUCACCUUCCAGCAGAUCAAACAGGUGGAGGAGUUUUGCUACCAGCCCAUGGCAGUGCUGGGCUAUGAGCGGGUCAACAGCCCUGAGGAGGUCAAAGACCUCAGCAAGACCCUGCUUCGGAAGCCCCGGCUUUGAGAGGGGUUCCCAAGAGAUCUGAGGCCCUCUGGAGACACCCACAAAGAGGAUGGUGUGUUUAAACAAACACAGCCCAGACCCAAGCUGAGGAAGCCCACAUAUUCUAUUAUAGAUAUAUAAUAUAAAUAACCACACAGGCACUUGCUGUCAACGUUUUGAGUCAGUGAAUUUCAAGGAACAGCCUCAACAUACACACACACACACACACACACACACACACACACACACACACACACACACACCCCUCAGAAAAGGCAAGACUUGAAAGUUCCGACAAAUUGCCCUGUCCUCCUGCCUCCUCUCCCUCUCCCCUUCUCAUCCUCUCUCCCUCCUCCCUUUCAUAUUGAAGUGGAAUGUUGAUAAAUCAAGUUCCAGUAACCCAAAUCUUGUUUACAAAUUUUUUGUGGUAUCUGUGAAUGUGUAAGAUUAAUUUGGAUGUGGGGUGGGGUGGGUGGAGAAGGGGGAAGCGGUCCCAGAGCAAAAAGCCCCCACCGGGCUGGUAAACCCAAGGAGGCAUUCUUCAAAAGUAGACUUUUGUGUAAACAGCAAAGGUUACGUGUGAGUAUUAAUAAAGAAGAUAAUAAAUAAUAUUCUUUUUUUAUAUUUGCCUCCAUUACUCUGGAUUUACCAGUGUUACUUGUCUUUGGAACUUCAGGUGGCCUCUGCUCCCCUCCUCACCCUACAUUUCCAGCCAUCUACUUGGGGGACUGCUAAGCUGGGAGAAGCCUUAGUUAUAAUCUGUUUCAUGUGUUGUUUCCUCACAUGUAAACCACAGUCUGCCAGGUGCCUAGGACUGGAACCAACCUUCUACAGGCAAACCCCAGCAGGGCAGAGAAGAGAGCACACACUAGUCUCCUGUUCAGCUUUGAGUAGAGAAAGGAAGAAACAAGCCCUUGAGAUUUGAAGGCAUUCGGUUUUGAUUACUACUGUAUUGUGAGUUGAGACAGGGUACCUUGAAGCAGAGACUGGUGUUUUUGUUCUGAAGUUGGUUCAGAAAAAAGAAAAAAAAAUUAAAGGCAUAUAAUUUUUUUUUUAAAGUUCUGAUGACUAGAAUACAAGUUUCAAAAUGGAGUGGACACUAUUGGUGGUGGCAGCAACUUCUGUAGUUAGUGGAAUGACAGAAAUAUCUCUUUGGAGUGUGUUUGUCUUUGACACAGUAUCCGGAGGCAUAUUAAAGCGAAGUUUUAACUGAGGACUGGAGGGGCACUCAGGUUUUCUUUCCUCAUGUCCCAUCCAAACUAACAAUACUAAAGGACAGGAAUUUGAAAUAGUUUGCUUGGGAUUUGGGAUGUCCUGGAGAUAGGAUGUUCUCUUUAUUUCCUAAAGGCAAGUUUUCAAAACAAAGUACGUGCUGCAUACAGUGUAGGAUUUUAGCUAAGAACUUUUAGAUACUAAAAGGAUUCUAAAGAAGAGGAAAUAAAAAUGGAUUAGUGUGUAGGAUUUUGAGAUUUGGUAUUUUCCAGUGGGGGGAAAAAUCAUUAAAUUUCCCAGCAGUGGUUAUGAUACUCCUACGUCCUGAACUCAUAUUGUGCUGAAGUAUUCUGUAUGGUGUCAUGUUACAAUAAAUUAUGAAACCCAAAUAGGAAAAACAGACAGUAUAGUUGUAUAUUGUAUAUUAUAUUAAAUACGGUACAAGUUCAGUAUUCUCGCAGCUUUAUUUUACAGUAAUUUAUUAUGAGAUUCUGGAAAAUCAACAAAUGUGGGUUGAAUGCUGAGGACUUUAUUUAAAAAAAAGAUAAUAUGUACAUAGGAAAUGUUUUAACAUGAAGUGAUUCUUGAGUUUAAUUAUCAUUACAAUGUGAAGUCAAAGAUGAAGAAGCACAUUUUUUUUUUAAAAAGUGUAUUAGAGGGGUUAUUUCCUAAUCUCCUGAAAGAUUGUUUCCCGUGUCUUGCUAUUGAGCUAGACUGCUACUAGAAUACUGAUCAAGAUUUCCAUGGUAUUUUUUAUGGUAGUGCCUUCAGCAGCAGGGGAACUUUGUAAGAGCUCUAAUUUAAGAAUACUUUAAAAUUGAACAAAAUAAAUAUUAAUGUGGGGUAACUAUAGAUGAAAAAGGCUUAGCAGCAAAUUAAGGUAGUGUCAUUAAAAAACAAUGAUUAUGGAUAAAAUAACCAGUUAAAAACAAAUUUUGUAUGGCAUUAGAAUCAGCUCUUUUCAGCCACAGUGAAAUUCAUUUCUUGUUGAGCAAAAGAUUUUAAAGCCGUCGACUUCAUUCUUUUCCAGUAUAUCCACAGACUUGGAUUGCACUAGAAUCGAAUUAUGGUUUUGGAUCUUGUGUUUAAAACUUACUACAUGUUGUAGAGAGCCUUGGAGCUUACAGAGCAUUCACGGCCUCUGCUGAGAGGAAAUUCUCAGCUCACACCAACAGCUUUCCCCUCCUCUGUUUGCCCAGAGUUUCUGUCUGUAUUUUCCUUGUUUUGCAGCAGCUGAAUUCUCGCCACUCCUGGGCUCUGAAAUUUGAAAAGGUGAAUUGUUGCUCCUGGAGAUUUGUACCUAGCUGCAUUCUAGGAAAGUGAGAUGGGUGUUGUUCCCACUAGAGGCCGAGAUAGUCAUAUCAGUGACAUUUAGCUGCCAGAGCUUGGAGAAGGGGAGAAGCAUUUUUGGUGUUAACAAGCUCUUGUCAGCCCCUGGUGCAAGCAGACCUGUGCCACGACAAACUGCAACAGAGCUGUGACCAUUUCUGAGGCAGCGUAUAUGAAAGCAAUCCUUUCACGUUUCCCGACCUGGCAGGACGUCCAUCAGCGGGAGGAAAUAUUCGUCAGAGUAGCUUGUCUCUCAGAGAUUCUGUCUGUGACUUCUGCCUGACUGCUGACAUGCCUGGCUUAGCCCUUUGACUUUGGAAUGUAUUUGUUAAUUAGAAAGCUCCAUUUAGAGAAUGGAGUCCAGGCAGGGCCUUUAGUCAACAAAUAGGAGUUUGGAACAAGACAGAGGCACAGGCUGGGUGCUUGAGUUUCAGGAAUCUCAGAGCCAAUGAAAGAUUGCAUUCACACUGACCCCUGGGUACAGGGACUGGAGCAAAAAUCUAUGCCCUUCAGUAUCUACCCACAGUGAGUGCUUGAUAAAUAUUUGUUAGAUAAGUGGAUGAAAUAUGUAACUAUCAAAUACUGAAAACGUUUAGAGGGAAAGAGGAGAAGAUUGUUAACCUGUUACAGAGAAAGUGCCCGGCUGCUGAGCGAGGUCGUGGCCUGCCGUCUCUAUGAGAUGCACAGAGUAAGCAAUGUGUAUCUGCAAUGUUUCCAAGGUGACCCAGCUCUUUAAUUCCCACCAAAGAAUGAGAAAGAACUGCAGAAUUUAUUAAUGUGGAGAGGCAAAUUCAAAAUAAGUAACUAAACUUUCAGAUUUGUUUUCCAAACUGCACGAACACAGACGGGCAGGGAUCUGACAUAACCCAGGAUCAGAAUUGCCCAGGUGCCUAGGGGUGGUCUGUGAAGGUUAGUUUUGAAGAAGCUGUGAUGUUUACUGUUCUGAGUGCUGUGGAUGCACAGACUGAAGAAAUGUAGUGUAGGCUGUGGCCAGGCAGAGCAAUGGCUGCUGUCAGAAAGACUGUCCCACUGUGGAUGCUGAGCCAGACAAGGGCUACCUGCUCCCGUGUAUCCACAGCCUGGCUACAGCCAGUUCUGUCCAAGAUUUUGGUCAUGCACUGUGUAGUUGUGGCUGAAUUAUGCUGUUGGUUUGAAAUGAAUGUGAAUUCGGGUGAAACUAUUAAGCUAAUAUUCCCCAGGAACUGAGCAAUUAAAUAAAGAUCAUGUUUGAAACACA
Molecule: messenger RNA, 6230 nt
Organism: Peromyscus californicus insignis
Lineage: Eukaryota; Metazoa; Chordata; Mammalia; Rodentia; Cricetidae
Gene: Chst2
Product: carbohydrate sulfotransferase 2
Exons: 2
Coding region: 881-2473 (530 amino acids)
Biological process (GO): sulfur compound metabolic process; N-acetylglucosamine metabolic process; carbohydrate metabolic process
Cellular component (GO): Golgi membrane
Molecular function (GO): N-acetylglucosamine 6-O-sulfotransferase activity
Source: RefSeq, a predicted model, not a curated record